Molecule: messenger RNA, 1839 nt
Organism: Loa loa (African eye worm)
Lineage: Eukaryota; Metazoa; Nematoda; Chromadorea; Rhabditida; Onchocercidae
Exons: 12
Coding region: 1-1839 (612 amino acids)
Molecular function (GO): lipid binding
Source: RefSeq, a predicted model, not a curated record
AUGGGAUACAUUCGGAACCGUUCUCAAAUGCAUCAUCUUGUCUUCCUCACGAUUGCAUUGUGGUUAGCAAACAGUGCCAAUAAAUGUCUCGGAACUCCCGGUGAAAUUUUUGUUCCACUGCAAUCUGCUUUGCGAGUGCGCUUCAGUGAUGAUGUCUUUCAACAGUUGUCCAGAGUAAUCGAAUAUUUGUUCAAGAAGCAUGUUAAACGAGUGAUGAUUCCGUCGCAACAGCAGUGUUUUCCGGAAGGAUGUGUUAGAAUUCAGAAUCUCCAGCUUGUUGCGCAUCAGAAUCCAUCAUACAUUGGAGUGGUGCCAACAUCACCAAAUCUGUUAACACUUAGGAUUAGUGGCUUUAACUUUUACAUCGCAGGUACGUUAUACGGGCACUUACAACCAUUGCCACUCAUUCCGGUGACAAUACCAACAUAUGGUACAUUAGCAAUAUCUGCUAACCAGCUUGUCAUAGAGGCCACAUUUGAUAUUCAGAAGACCAUAGAUGAUGUACCGUACGUUCGAGUAGUCAGUUGUUCUCUAAUUAAUGAAGUUGUUCUCGCUUGGGUAGAAAAUAUGGGCCUGUUCACUAUUAUUGUCAAUACCAAGUAUCAGCAUGAAAUAACGAUAAAAGCUCGGCAGGUAUUAGAAGAAACUCUUUGCAUCGCAGUGAAUAAUGUGGUCAACAAUGAACUGAGUAGUGAACUGCUUCAGAUACCAAAUCAGAUAUCAAUCAUUGAUUUAUAUCGAGUGUUUUUCGAGAAAUCGGAUGACAUAAGUGGCCAGAAGAUGAAAAGAGGAUUGGGAUCCGAGCCAAACUAUUUGGAGGCUCCAAUGCAACCUGAGUUACAAAUCACUUCUGAUGGAGGUAUGCUGCAAGAAUCACAGUUUAGUAGGUCUAGUACGUUAUUCAGCGUAUCUUCCUACGACAAUAAGACAGAGCCAAAUGUUCUAAAUUCAUUGUCUGUCUUCCCACUUCAGAAAUCAAAAGAAGUUACUUCCAGUAUUCAUAAUAGUUGGAAGAAUUCAUGGAAGAAGCUAGCUCUGUUAAUUCUUUCGCUAAGUAUUCUAGACACUAGUGCAACAUAUGGAAGAUUUUUUCUCGGUCUGGAUGGUGAUGUGUAUAUUAGAACGUAUGAUCAAACUAAGAAUCCUUAUGAACGACCCGAAAUGUUACGAUUCAGUGAAAUAAUGAGUGGAGGUAAUGUUGGCUUGCUGAUAUCAGAAUACACUAUCAACACGCUCUUUCUUAAAGCACAUAUCAUUGGUGCACUGGUUUUCAGCGUGAGUUCGGCAACACCUGUGCUUGGUAAAUUAAUACGUACAUCGUGUGGGAUGGAUGAAGUUUGUCUAUCGGAUAUUAUUCCGGAGGUUGCCGAAACAUAUCCAAAUAAGCAACUUGAAAUUAUCUUGCGUACAACUGAACCACCUAAGGCAAUGAUUUCGGCAGAUGCUACUGUCGUGACACUCGAAGGAUGGGCGACAUUUUUCGUUGAAGGGACAACUGAAGCAGUUGGUGUAAUACCGUUCAGUACAACGAUACAGUGCAGUAUUACAAACUUACCUGGUCGUAUUGCUGGACUAAUGAAAAUAAAGACACUGCAGUUUCAUGAACAUAUCGAUUUUUUUGGUCUUUCGCUGCAAUCACUAAACAGUUUCACGGAAGCAACAAAAGGUGCUGUGAUGAAAAUGGUGAAUGAGAUACUUAGAGAAGGUAUCAGUUUAAACGAAUCAACAACAUCACGAAUGUCUAAUACAUCGAUCAGUCUAGUAGAUAGAGCUAUCUUGUUGCAAACGAAGUUUAAUAUUGAGAGAAAUUUCUACCAACAGAUGCCGAUUACGGUGUAA